AUGCCUCCCCUGCCUAAGGACUUCGAAUGGGGGUUUGCGACAGCUGCGUAUCAGAUCGAAGGAGCAGUGGACGAAGAUGGCCGUGGCAAGUCUAUUUGGGAUACCUUCUGUCAUCUCGAGCCCACCAGAACUAAGGGAACCAAUGGAGAUAUCGCAUGUGAUCACUAUCAUCGCUACGAGGAAGACCUGGAUCUUCUCACGCGAUAUGGUGCCAAGGCAUAUCGUUUCUCAAUUUCUUGGUCACGAAUUAUUCCAUUGGGAGGACGUGAUGAUCCGAUUAAAGAAGCCGGCAUUGCUUUCUACAACAAGCUGAUUGAUUCCCUGCUCGCCCGAGGCAUCACACCGUGGGUCACUCUUUAUCACUGGGACUUACCUCAGGCAAUUCAUGACCGGUAUGGAGGCUGGCUGGAUAUCAAAGAGUCCCAAUUGGACUUUGAGCGAUAUGCCAGGAUCUGCUAUGAGCGAUUCGGAGAUCGCGUGAAGAACUGGAUUACCUUGAAUGAACCGUGGAUUGUCUCGAUAUUUGGAUACGCAACUGGUGGAAACGCACCUGGUCGCAGCAGCAUCAACCCACAAUCUACCGAGGGAAACACCGCGACAGAGCCCUGGAUCGUCGGAAAAUCUCUCAUAAUGAGCCAUGCUCGUCCUACUGCGCUGUAUAAUCGUGAGUUCCGUACUUCGCAGCAAGGAAGAAUCGGCAUUUCUCUGAAUGGCGACUACUAUGAGCCCUGGGACAGUCAGGAUGAGCGCGAUCAAUUGGCCGCUGAACGCCGAAUGGAAUUUCACAUCGGCUGGUUUGCCAACCCUGUCUGUCUAGGACAAGAUUACCCAACCUGUAUGAGAGAACAGCUUGGAGAGCGACUUCCCAGGUUUACAGACUCGGAUUUUGCCCUACUGAAAGAAACCUCGACUACCAUGGACUUCUACGGGAUGAACUACUACACUUCCCAGUUUGCACGACACCGCGAUGAACCAGCCUCGGAGAAUGACUUUUUGGGUAACGUGGAAGAACUACAGAGCAACAAGCAGGGAGUACCAGUUGGAGAACCCAGUGGAAUUAGUUGGCUUUAUUCUACCCCUGGCCUUUUUCGAAAACAUUUGACCCGGGUGUACCAAAAGUACGGCAAGCCAAUCUACGUAACUGAAAAUGGAUGUCCGUGUCCCGGGGAAGAUAAAAUGACCCGUGAGAAGUCCAUCGAGGACAGUUACCGAAUUCGGUACUUCCAAGAUCACAUCGAUGCGCUUAGCCUUUCAUUCGCGGAGGACAAAUCAGAUAUUAUGGGAUAUUUUGCUUGGUCGUUACUCGAUAAUCUUGAGUGGUCCGAUGGAUAUGGUCCGCGCUUCGGUGUUACUUUUCUUGACUAUAACACCUUAGAAAGAAGUCCGAAGAAUUCAGCUUUGUUGUUGAAGGGAAUGUUCGAUAAGAAGAUGGUGGUUGACUCGAAGAUUUGA
Molecule: messenger RNA, 1452 nt
Organism: Penicillium malachiteum
Lineage: Eukaryota; Fungi; Ascomycota; Eurotiomycetes; Eurotiales; Aspergillaceae
Product: glycoside hydrolase family 1 protein
Exons: 4
Coding region: 1-1452 (483 amino acids)
Biological process (GO): carbohydrate metabolic process
Molecular function (GO): beta-glucosidase activity
Source: RefSeq, a predicted model, not a curated record